UCAUUUUGUCGCAUAAUCACGAGGGGAGAGAGAGAGAGAGAGAGAGAGAGAGAGAGAGAGAGAGAGAGAGAGAGAGAGAGAGAGAGAGAGAGAGAGAGAGAGAGAGAGAGAGGGGAGGGAAAGCAGGAGCAGAAUAAUGGUGAGGCCGUAAGAUUGUUUGAGACGAGAGAAGCGAGGUUCAGAGGCAUUUAUAGGGUGUUUGCGAGCACAAUAAUGGUGGGGAUAUGUUUGAUAUGGUUUUACAGAUUGAAGAACAUUAUUCCAAGAACUACUGGAUAUCAUGAUGAUCAUGAUCAUGAUGAUCAUCAGCCUGCAGAAGGGAGAAGAUGGGCUUGGAUUGGAAUGUUCAUGGCAGAAGUAGGGUUCGGAUUGUACUGGGUCAUUACUCAAUCUGUUCGAUGGAGUUUCAUUCGUUUUUAUCCUUUGAAAGACGGGCUUUCUAACAGAUAUGAGAACAUGUUACCGGGUAUGGACAUAUUUGUUUGCACCGCGGACCCGAUAAUGGAGCCGCCAACAUUGGUGAUCAACACAGUUUUAUCAGCAAUGUCCUACAAUUAUCCACCUGAAAAGUUGAGUGUUUAUGUAUCUGAUGAUGGUGGUUCUGAAUUCACUUUCUACGCUCUUUUAGAGGCUUCUCUUUUCUCUAAGCACUGGAUACCUUUUUGCAAAAGGUUUAAUAUUGAACCAAGAGCACCAGAGGCCUACUUUUCCCAACAUUAUUCUUCAGUCCAAGAUAACAAAUUUGCUCAGGAAUGGUUGGCUUUCAAGAAAUUGUAUGAAGAUAUGAAAAACCGGAUCGAGACAGUUAUUAAACUCGGAAAAGUUCCUCAAGAAACAAGGAAGCGGCACAAAGGAUUCUCAGAAUGGAACCUCAACAUUAAAAAGAAUGAUCAUCAGUCAAUUGUGCAGAUUUUAAUUGAUGGAAGGGACACAACUGCUGUGGACAAUGAAGGAAGUCGCUUGCCAACGUUGGUGUACAUGGCACGGGAGAAAAGACCAAAUUGGCCUCACAACUUCAAAGCUGGAGCCAUUAAUGCACUUAUAAGGGUAUCAUCAGAGAUAACCAAUGCGCCCUUCAUUCUCAACUUGGACUGCGAUAUGCACUCGAACAACGCAGACACGAUCCGAGAGAUCUUGUGCUUCUUCAUGGAUGAAAAGAAAGGCGACGAGGUUGCGUUCGUGCAAUCUCCACAGAGCUUUAAGAAUGUGACCAAGAAUGAUAUUUAUGGGAGUGCUUUCUAUGUAACUCAAGAGCUUGAGUUUGCUGGAAUGGGUGGAUAUGGUGCAACUCCGUACUGCGGCACCGGAUGCUUCCAUCGGAGAGAAAGUCUUAGUGGAAAGAAGUAUUCGAAGGGUCAUAGAGUUCAAUGGAACAUAGAGGCCAAAAAGAACGAGGGCAAAAGUGUUAAUGAUUUGGAAGAAUCGUUAAAAGUGCUUACUAGUUGUAGCUAUGAGAAGGAUACACAAUGGGGAAAAGAGAUGGGGUUGGUGUAUGGUUUUUCAGUUGAAGAUGCUGUUACUGGUUUGGUAAUCCAAUGUAGGGGUUGGAAAUCAGUUUACUACAAUCCAGAAAGAAAAGCUUUCGUGGGCGUUGCUCCGACAACCUUAGAAGUCUGCCUUGUCCAGAACAAGAGGUGGUCUGAAGGCUUGUACCAGAUAUUUUUAUCCAAGUAUUGUCCCUUCAUAUAUGGGCAUGGAAGGAUCAAAUUAGGUGCUCAGAUGGGGUACUCCAUAUAUUUGCUGUGGGCUCCAAUUUCCUUGCCAGUUUUGUUUUAUGUGAUUGUUCCAUCUCUUUGCUUGCUCAAAGGUGUUGCUUUGUUCCCGCAGGUGUCAAGUCCAUGGUUUCUGCCUUUUGCUUAUGUUUUCGUAGCCAAAAAUGUGAUCAGUGCAUUCGAAGCCAUGAAUUGUGGGAGUACGCUAAAAGGUUGGUGGAACUUACAGCGAAUGUGGUUGAUUCAAAGGACCACUUCAUAUUUUAUAUCCCUUCUAGACGUUAUCAAGGGGAAAUUAGGCUUAUCUGAAACAACAUUUGCUCUCACUAACAAAGCUUUCACAGAAGAUGUCUCAAAGAGGUUUGAGCAGGAGAUCAUCGAAUUCGGAAGCUCUAGUAUAAUGUUCACCAUGAUAGCAACAUUAGCACUGCUCAACUUGUUCGCAUUAGUUGGUGGAAUCAUAAAGAUUCUCAUGGAUUUUGAUUUCAAGGCUCUAGAACAGCUAAUUUUGCAGAUUGUUCUUUGCGGGAUAAUAGUUUUGCUCAAUUUGCCGGUUUACCAAGCGCUCUUCGUUCGCCGCGACAAGGGUUGCAUACCAUCUUCUGUUAUGUUAAAGUCUGUUGUUUUGGCUUCUCUCUUAUUUCUUAUGCCUAUAUAUUAGAUUGGAUAAUGUGAUAGACACCAAUUUUCAUCCCAACAUUUGUACUAAUUCAUUAGUUAUCAUUAUUUUACUCGUAAGUGUAAUCUAUUGUUG
Messenger RNA from Morus notabilis, 2466 nucleotides. Its product is annotated as cellulose synthase-like protein E1. The transcript has 8 exons. Gene Ontology annotation, molecular function: cellulose synthase (UDP-forming) activity; mannan synthase activity. The record is from RefSeq and is a predicted model, not a curated record. Lineage: Eukaryota; Viridiplantae; Streptophyta; Magnoliopsida; Rosales; Moraceae. Gene Ontology annotation, cellular component: plasma membrane; trans-Golgi network. Gene Ontology annotation, biological process: cellulose biosynthetic process; plant-type primary cell wall biogenesis. Bases 214 to 2373 code for a protein of 719 amino acids.